AAUUCCCAAUUCCCAUGCUGCUGCUGCCGGAAAUAUCUAAAAGACGCGCGAAGAAUGCAUGUCAUUUGCCUGCCGUAACACUUGAUUCAGAAUACGAACCAAAUCAUAUAAAUAUUUUGAGGAUAAUUGAAAGCCGUCUCAUGAUCGUACUGUAGUUCGCACUUACUCGGGUAACCUUGUACUUUUCAAGGGUGCUCAUCCCGGAUCUGGAGGAAGUUAGCAACGAAUCCACCAUGGUGUUGGCAGAGUACCUUCAGUGCGGCAUUUGUUUCGAGCCGUACACAGCCGACUCGCGGCUGCCCAAGUUUCUACAGUGCAGCGGUGGCAUCCAGCACACAUACUGUCUGCAAUGUCUGCGCCGGCUGACGGUCGGAGGCAUGAUCCGCUGUCCGUGCUGCGGUGACCUGACCUCGCUCGGAGACCGGCCGGCAGACUCACUCAAGAAUAACAUCUACCUACUGCCGCAGAUCGAGGCCGCCGCCGCCGCGCGGAAACAGAACGGGCUGGAGAUGUUUUGCCGCACGUGCUCGGCGGUGGCGGCCGACCAGUGCGGCGAGCACGACCUGCUGAAGAUGUCCGAGCUGCGCGAGGCGCUGCGUCAGCUGGCCGAGCGCGGCGCCGCCGACAUGGAGACGGUCCGCCAGCGGCGCGCCGACGCCGUGACCCUGUUCAAGGAGGCGCACACGGUGCUCGUCUCGGUGGCCGAGUCGGUCCGAUUCACCAUCGAGGAUUACGAGAUGAACGCGCAGCUGGACGACAACAUCGUGGGCGAGCUGGAGCGGCGCCGCGAGGCGGCCGACGCGCUGCCUUCCGACCAGCUGGUGGACAGCUACCGGUUCACCGAGCAGCACGUGGCCGACGCGCACGCGGCGCUGCGCGAGACGGCGCCGCUGGCCGAGCAGAGCGCCGCCCUGCUGGCGGCCAGCGUGGCGCUCUCGGCGCCCGGCCUCAGCCAGACGUUCGCCGUGGGCGAGUGGCUGCACAGCGGCGACCUGAUGAAGGCGCUGCUGGCCGCCAGCGUGGUGGUGUACGCCCUGGACCACGUCACCGCCGGGGAGCAGGAGGCGGGCGCCGCCGCCGAACAGUGCCACAAAGUCGGCGACACCAAACCGGCCGCCGAGACCAAGUCGUUCACCUAUACAAACGGACUAGUUGCCAAUUCUAACAGUAAACCCUCGGGUAAAUCUCUCCCUUCCGCUAACGGUAAAUCUGCAGACAAAUCGUCUAAGCCCAAUGAAAUUCCCGUAACGAAGGCGCCACUAACCGCGCCCGCUGUCAGAAUCUCGAGCAGCUCGUCGACCGCUAAUGGAACCGCCACCGCUAAGGCGAGCGACUCGGCAAAACUGGCUAAAGCCGCCUCGACCAACGAUAAAACGGCCGGAGCGGCGGCGGCCCCCGCAACGAAAACAGUUACCCCGAGCAACGGAAUGGUUGGCGGCGCGAAACUGUCAGCGGCCGCCAUCAAGGCUGCGACAUCCUCUACUGCCGCUGCCUCCAAACCUGCUACCGCCUCUGUCACCGCCGCCAAGCCCAAGCCGGCGCCCUCCUUUUCCUCGAUGGUGAAGAGCACGAGCCCGGCCGCGCCGGCGCCGGCGGCGGACGCGUCCCGGACGUCGGUUCAGCGCCCACUGCGUGGCACCAACCCGCGGUACAGCCUGCGCGUGACCGACGGCGCGGCCAUCACGGACGUGAUCGUGGAGCUGCGGCCCGACAUGGCGCCUAUCAUGUGCAAAAACUUUGUCACACUCUGUGAACGAGGGCUCCUGGAUAAUUCAAGGUUCCAUUUCGCGGUCCACUCUGAUUACCUGCUCGGCGGUCGGGUGGACGACGACGAGGGCUUCUCUCCGCUGGCCAAGGAGCCCGAGAAGUUCGUCAUGGCCGACCAGUGCCCGCUGCAAGACGAGAGCGGCGCCAUACGCAUGAAGGGCAUGGGCACUGUGACCGGCCCCAACGGCGAGAAGCGCGGCCUGAUCGGCUCCCAGUUUAUGAUGUGGGUCUCGGAGACCCGCGACUACAGACAGUACCAGUACACGCUCGUGUUCGGCUUCAUCCGCCAGGGCCUGGAGUUUGUGCGCGCCAUCACCUGUAUGGAGCGCGCCGCCAUUUGGCGCCACGCGCGCCUCCUCUCCACCAAACCGUACCGGCAGUAGAGCGCUCGGCCCGUUCCCCCAGUCGGAGGAGCGCUGGCGGCGGCCCUAACGCGCGCGCCACCUAACUGCCGCCGGGUGGGAGAGGGGAACGGGCCGGAGUCGGAGCGGUGUGCCGCGCGGCCGUGACGGGCGCUGGGCGCGCACCUCUAUUCAGGAGAACCAGAGGGAAGGGCGACCGGGACCGGAGUAACAACCCGGAGCUCUGCAGUAAUUGGCAUCCCAGGAGGAGAGAUCCCCUGGGACACCGAACUAAGGAGCAAUUCGGUGGAAUACGGAGCUAAUAAGUAAUGGGAAGGUAUGCUUGGCUAAGAAGUUUAUCUUUUGAAUGAAGAGCUAUCUGGGGUAAUUACGUGGAAUGUCCAAUGUCAAGUGAAAUACGGGGCUAUUGAAGGCCCCGUUGAACAGGGUAAUUGUAAGGUGAUUCCGUGGUUUGGGGAGGCUAUUCCGUGACAUUUGUGGUUGUUGGCUAUCCCUGACUGACGCCUUUUAGAUGAGCGGGCUAACCCGGCAUACCGAUGUAUCCUUGCAGUACAGCUCACACAUCAUUCUACUGUGGCAGCUAGUUAGAGGCCUUUUGUUUUGUAUUCUGUGUUGGGAGGUAGGUAGUUUCUUCGACAGGCCUUUGUUUUGUAUUCGGUGGUCGGAGGUAGUAAGAUUAGUUAAGUUAACAUUUAGGUGGCUUACCUUGCCAUGUGACGGGUGGAGCUUUGUUGGAAACACGCCAGAUAAGUUCCUGAAUUUUUCAGUUCGUUUCAUCUCGUCUACCGCACACAACCCUUGUAAUAUUAAUUCUUUUUUUUCUUUCGAACAUGUCUUUCGUUUACGAACAUCCAUUACGAGUCAUUGUAUAUGACAAGGGAUCUUGGCUGUGCCCUGGACCAAUCAGGGACUUUAAGUUGGCGUGAAAACGCUCCAGUUAAAUGUUUCGGAUACCUACGGCUGGGUGAGACUCGUAUUGUGCUGCCCGAAUAAUUAUAAAUUGUCUUCCAAAAGUCCCAACUAACAAGCAGCCCAGGUAGAAUUUUUUAGUAACGUGGUGUUCUUCUUUCGUGUGCUUUUUCGCGGUAGUGGCGGUAUGUUUAGCAGGGGCAUCGAUAGGAUAAUAGUUACGCCCGGCUCAUCGCUGUGAAGGUACACGCGAGGCGGUGUGUAGUUGAAAUGUAGCACCGGCCACCAACAGCUGCUGAGUUCGUGACGAAUAUGUCAAGUGAAGUGAAUUGCUUUGAAGAACUCAUUACACUGUGACGCUACGAAUCCAGCCUUUCAGUUUUCGUACAGUUUGUGCGUGUUGUGUCGAUGUAUCUGUGUUCUGUUUUUGACUCAAUUAUUUGCCUGGCUCGUCCAGAUAGUGUCAUGGCUUUGGAUGUGUCACAGCGGGCAGACCGAUAUCCGCGUUACUGUCGCGUAAAAUAAGGAUUCUGAUACUGUUUGUCAGCCCGUGUACCGUAGUGAGCGUUCCUUUUUAUUCUAGAUGUAAAUAUAUUCAAUAUAUUCAUCCCUUGCUACAAA
Messenger RNA from Amphibalanus amphitrite, 3659 nucleotides. RefSeq lists its product as uncharacterized. Bases 234 to 2150 code for a protein of 638 amino acids. The transcript is spliced from 6 exons. Lineage: Eukaryota; Metazoa; Arthropoda; Thecostraca; Balanomorpha; Balanidae. Gene Ontology annotation, biological process: protein peptidyl-prolyl isomerization; protein ubiquitination. Gene Ontology annotation, molecular function: ubiquitin protein ligase activity; peptidyl-prolyl cis-trans isomerase activity. The record is from RefSeq and is a predicted model, not a curated record.